AGCAGACAUCCCCGACGGUCAAAACACAGACAUCGUAUCGACGUUCACAAACGCACAACACGGUCUCACCGUUGUCCUCGUCGUCGCGAACGUUUUUUCGAAAGUAACUUGAUUCUCGAAACAGGCCGAGACGAAGAUGCGCUUCUAUACUGUAGCCUUGCUCGUGUUCGGAAUAAUGGCUGCGAUUUUGGCAUCGCCGUUACCAGGUUACAGUCACCAUAACCACCAUGUUAUCCAUGUACCUUAUCACGUGCACACGGUCCAUCACCACCAUGUGAAAAAAAUACACGUACCAGUGCACCACGUCGAGAAAGUAGCUGUUCCCGUCCCGGUCCCAGUGCAUCAUAUUGAGAAAGUACCUGUUCCAGUACCUGUGCACCAUGUAGAAAAGGUGCAUGUACCUGUUCCGGUCGUGGAAAAAGUCCCUGUACCUAUUCCCAUACAUGAAGAAAAGGGUUGGUGGUAAAGGGAGCAUAUCUUCUUUGUUUAAUAUUGUUUUAGGUUAUCGUGGUAAGGCGCAAUGAGCAAAGCUAGUGAAAUUUAUUCUCCAUUGCGGGACCAUUGAAAGAAAGCGAUUUUCUCGUUGAAUUGAAGAAUGACGAAAUCAAACAGUACAACAUUACUCGAGCUGCCUAUUAAAUGUUUAAUAAUUUAGCAUAAGAACCAGCAUAUUCUGUAUGCACGCGUGUAUACUCAGAACAAAGAUAUCUGUACAUAUUUUUUCAUCACGUUAUUA
Molecule: messenger RNA, 736 nt
Organism: Harpegnathos saltator (Jerdon's jumping ant)
Lineage: Eukaryota; Metazoa; Arthropoda; Insecta; Hymenoptera; Formicidae
Exons: 4
Coding region: 137-466 (109 amino acids)
Source: RefSeq, a predicted model, not a curated record